Molecule: messenger RNA, 1008 nt
Organism: Adelges cooleyi (spruce gall adelgid)
Lineage: Eukaryota; Metazoa; Arthropoda; Insecta; Hemiptera; Adelgidae
Product: zinc finger protein 239-like
Exons: 2
Coding region: 1-960 (319 amino acids)
Biological process (GO): regulation of transcription by RNA polymerase II
Cellular component (GO): transcription regulator complex; PcG protein complex
Molecular function (GO): DNA-binding transcription factor activity, RNA polymerase II-specific; RNA polymerase II cis-regulatory region sequence-specific DNA binding
Source: RefSeq, a predicted model, not a curated record
AUGGUUUUUAGUAUCAACAACACGUUAAACAGUCCUACAAUAAAACACGAAGCCGAUAUAUUGAAUGGCUGGAGAUUCAAGUCCAUUGUUGAAAUUGAAGAAAAUUGGCCCUUUGAUUUGCCGACUUCUGCCAUUGACGAAAUAAAUAAACAAAAUGUUCAUACUACAGGCGGAUGCAACGAAGAGGACAAGACUUCAAAAUACAGAGACGACACAAAUUGCCGUAAUAUUAACACAAUAAAAUUAAAGAAGACAAAAUCAAAGAAAAUUUUAAAUGCACCACAUGCGUUCGAGUGUAAUGAGUGUCAAAAAAAAUUUACCGCCAAAAGUCAAGUUGUCCUUCAUUUUGCAAAAUCAAGUACAUGUGGUUCCAACGUGAAGCAUUCAAAUCGAAAAAGAACAGGUAAAAACUCAAACAGCAGUAAUGUGAAUACUAGAAACGACAUAAACCGUUUUUGUUGUGACGUCUGUUUAAAAUAUUUCUCAUAUAGAUCUCAAUUAGUAUGGCAUGGUCGCGUGCAUACAGGGGAAACACCUUUCAAAUGUAGAGUCUGUGCGAAAUCAUUCACCCGAAACACUAACCUCAAGAUUCAUGAGCGCGUACAUACUGGCGAGAAGCCCUUCAAAUGUACAGUUUGCAAUAAAACAUUUAGCCAAAACAACAACCUCAAGAGACAUGAACUUGUGCAUAAAGGAAAAAACCGUUUCAAAUGUAGAGCCUGUGCAAAAUCUUUCUCCACAAACGGAAACCUCAAGACACAAGAGCGCGUACAUACAGAAGAAAACCCUUUCAAAUGUUGUUUCUGCAAAAAAAGUUUUAGCCAAAUGUCUACUCUCAAGUCACACGAGCCCAUUAACACCGGAGAGGCACUGUACAAGUGUAGCGUCUGCGAAAAAAUUUAUUACAAUUUCGCCCACAUGAAAAUACACGAGCGUGUUCACACAGGUGAAAAGCCUUAAAAUGUCAAGUGUGUAAAAAAUACUUAAAACAUAAACGUUCUUUCUUAU